GCUGGAAGAUUCUGGUUACAACACUUUAAUUCCCCAUUGUGGGACAAAUCAAGAUUUAUCUUCAACAACACUAAAAACCAAACAAUAAGGUAUGACAGCUGCAACCGCACCUAUGACCCACUGUUUUGAGUCAUUACUUGGGAAAAAUGGGGAAGUAAGUGUUGAGGAAGUUUCCAUGUUGUAAAUUCAAAGCAUCAGUUCCAAUUUGGCUGUCAAGCUACAAACAUGAAGCAAAUGUUAGUCUUUGUUCUCCUUUUCACAUAUCUCUCUAGUGUGAAAAGCAUGGCUGAAGAAAAGGGGUGCUUAAAACAACCCCAAGAAAUUAUAUACAGGAAUAUGGAGCGAUCUGUUGACAUACCAUGCAUAGUUAGUAAUGAUUGUUUGGAUUUGGAGUACAAGUGGUUUGUAUUUAAAGAAAACAAUCAUUUUGAAUUAAACACUGAAAUGCCCAACUACAGUCUGAAUGGUGCGUCAUUAAAUAUCAAGUUCCUAAACUUGUCAGACAGUGGAGUCUACUAUUGUGCUGUGAUAUCUUCACACAAUCCAGCCACACAAUACAUUGCAGAAGGCACAACUGUUGUUGUAAAAGAGCCAUUUAAGAUAAAGAUGCGGCACAUACUUCUGUGGCUAUCUUGUAUAUUGUUGGCCAUUUAUAGCGUGGCUAUUGUUUCACUUAUCAUUGUGAAAAAGCGAGGCUGCCAUCAGAUCUGCAGAAAGAACACUUCAACUGAGACGACAGUGACUGAACCAGUUCAUUUUCAUGAUGUGUUGCAAGAGCUAUACAAGAGAAGAGGUUUGAAAAAUACACAGAUUGCAACAACAAAGACACUGCAUAAUCAGUAUGCAAGUGCAGAGUCAAACAGUACAAAUGAUGAUAUUUAUCAAAACGUUUAAGACGCACUCAUGGUUCACCAAACGAGUGAGCUGGUGGAAGGUUUCCAGAAGUGAGAGGUCCAUUACAAACCACGGAAAUGCCAAGCACAACUUGGCUUAUUAUGAAACUUUUACAAACUGUUUGGAAUGUAUUGAAAAUAGUUGUGAUGUGAUGUUAGGGUUGCACUGUAUAAAGAUAUGUUCACAUAAA
Messenger RNA from Boleophthalmus pectinirostris (great blue-spotted mudskipper), 1084 nucleotides. RefSeq names its product immunoglobulin superfamily member 6. The record is from RefSeq and is a predicted model, not a curated record. Lineage: Eukaryota; Metazoa; Chordata; Actinopteri; Gobiiformes; Gobiidae. The transcript has 6 exons. The coding region runs from base 226 to 894 and encodes 222 amino acids.